AUGGCAUCGCCGGUGGCCAUCGGCAUGGCGGUGUUCCAGCGGGGGCCGCACGGCGUCGACGUGAAGCACGUCGACCACAGCCAGGUCCCCAGCGUCCCCAAGUCGCUCAUGGUGGUCACCCCCACCGACGCCGGCGUCUACCCCGUCGCCGUCUUCCUGCACGGCUGCAGCAUGUACAACAGCUGGUACGAGAGCCUCCUGUCGCACGUCGCGUCCCACGGGUUCAUCGCCGUGGCACCCCAGCUCGGCGGCAUCAUUCCGCCGCUCAACAUGAAAGACUCGAAGGACAUCGACGCCACCAGGCAGGUCACCUCCUGGCUCGCCGACAAGCAGCAAGGCCUGGCGCACGUCCUCACCAACAUCCUCCACCUCCACGGCGUCAGGCCGGACCUCUCCAGGCUGGCGCUGGCGGGCCACAGCCGCGGCGGCGACACCGCCUUCGCCGUGGCCCUCGGGCUAGGAUCCUCCUCAGACACCGUCACCGCCACAACCACUGCGCCGGCGUCGCCGCUCAAGUUCUCCGCCCUGAUCGGCGUGGACCCCGUGGCGGGGCUAUCCAAGCAGUUGCAGCUGGAGCCGAAGGUGCUGACCUUCACGCCCCGGUCCCUCGACCCGGGGAUGCCGGCGCUGGUCAUCGGCACGGGGCUCGGCCCCAAGCACGUCGGCUUGUCGCCGUGCGCCCCCGCGGGCGUCAACCACGCCGAGUUCUACGACGAGUGCGCGCCGCCGCGGUACCACGUCGUGGUGAGGGACUACGGGCACCUGGACAUGCUGGACGACGACGGCGUGCCCUACGUCAUCAAAAACUGCAUGUGCAAGAGGAACACCGAGGACACCAAGGACCUCGCCAGGAGGGCCAUCGGGGGCGCCAUGGUGGCGUUCCUCAGGGCCAAGCUGGAGGACCACGACGAGGAUCUCAGGGCCGUGCUUGAGAACAGCCCUGGGCUCUCGCCGGCGGUGCUCGACCCAGUUGAAUAUGACUUUUGA
This is a messenger RNA of Miscanthus lutarioriparius, 987 nucleotides long. The record is from the annotation of a GenBank genome assembly. Lineage: Eukaryota; Viridiplantae; Streptophyta; Magnoliopsida; Poales; Poaceae.